UCUGACAGCAGCAUGUUCAAGCCCAGUCUCCUCAUCGUGUUGCUGCUGUGUGCAUUCCCUUCAGCCCGCCCCUGCCUGCAGUGUGACCGCGUGGUGGUCUACAUCCAUGAGGAUUUUUUAGUGAGUCGAGGAGACCUCACCGUCAAAGACCAAAAGGCUUUGCAAAGCAUCAUUAACCAUGGUUACGUCACUUUUCGAGAAGCCAGCUGGCCAUACCAUGGAGUCAUCGACCCCACCACUCUGUACCGAGCCCGCACUGAGUACCACAGUGAGUUUGACCGAUAUUGGCAGGACCAACGAGGAGACAACAUCCACCUAGAGAUGGUUAUGAUGUUGGAGAAAGGGAAGAUGAUGCUUCAGAAACAUCUGGAGAAGUUUGUCAAGGAGGGUCUUUGUCCGAAUAAAUGUGGUUUGUUGUAUCAGACUGUUAUGAACUGCAACACGUGUAAAUAUGAGCAACGUACGUGCUUGCCUGCCACACCUCCUCAAGACUGUGAAGGCCAUCGUGUGGAGGCAGAGGAGGGGGAUCAGGUGGUUCUUGACUGCUUCCUGCCCUGGCACAGUCUGCUCUCUGGGCACACAGAGUACCACUACUCCUGGAGACCCGGCGUACAAAACGUGAGUCCAGACUAUUCAGCUCAGCUCAGCUCAGCUUCCGUGACGUCUGAAGAUGAGUUUCAGGGCCUGGUGGUGACGUCCGACUCGAACAUAGUCCUGAAUCAGCUGGAGGUGGGCGAGCAGGGUGUGUACCUCUGCCUCCUACAGGACAAAAACGGUACUGUCUUCUCCCGGACUCAUUUCACGCUCACAGUCCUGACUCCGCCCUCUGUGCCGAGGCCGACUGAUGGUGCGAAGCUGCAUCCAGACACCCUCAUCAUCACCCUGGGCCUCCUCUCCGCCCUCAGUCUGGCUGCCAGUCUCACACUGCUCGUCACCCUCGGCACGAUAGCGAUGCGACAGAGUCUCCGGAAAGAGAAGCGGAGAGGUGGAGGGGAGCAGGAGGAGGAGAGGCUCGAGCUGAUGACACCGGCAGAGAGAUAG
Messenger RNA from Clupea harengus (Atlantic herring), 1041 nucleotides. It is a transcript of the gene izumo1, whose product is annotated as izumo sperm-egg fusion protein 1. The coding region runs from base 13 to 1041 and encodes 342 amino acids. The record is from RefSeq and is a predicted model, not a curated record. Gene Ontology annotation, molecular function: signaling receptor binding; protein binding involved in heterotypic cell-cell adhesion. Gene Ontology annotation, biological process: heterotypic cell-cell adhesion; fusion of sperm to egg plasma membrane involved in single fertilization; sperm-egg recognition. The transcript is spliced from 9 exons. Gene Ontology annotation, cellular component: plasma membrane; acrosomal membrane. NCBI's taxonomy places the organism in Eukaryota, Metazoa, Chordata, Actinopteri, Clupeiformes, Clupeidae.